Oldenlandia corymbosa var. corymbosa is the source of this 2879-nucleotide messenger RNA. The record is from the annotation of a GenBank genome assembly. NCBI's taxonomy places the organism in Eukaryota, Viridiplantae, Streptophyta, Magnoliopsida, Gentianales, Rubiaceae.
GGAAGAGUUGAACUUUAAGAUGCAUUAUUAUUGCUCUUCGAGAAUUGUCAAAUCAAUUUGUUAUUGUUACAAUCAAUCACAAAUAGGUGUUCUAUACAUAAAGCAACAUAAUUAUGUUUAAUUAAGUAUGGUUAAUGCACAAAAGAGAGUCUUUAAAAGCCAUAUUUAGACCAGAGCAGACAGAGACAAAGCAUGUUACUCCAAAUUGAAAAUCAUUAAAAAAAAAAAAUCUUUUGCCUUUUGGAAACGUAAUCCAAAAAUAUUAACGUAUUUCAGUCAACCUCUUCGACUCCAAUCUGCUCAUCACAGGUGAGAUGAACUUUCCUUCUUUCAUCAUUCUCAGACAAAUUUGUUCUUUUCUCUUCUCUCUCCCAACAUGAACAUUGUUGGGUUGUUUCUUCUUUGAACAAAAGAAAACUCAUCUGUUUAAUCUUUCCUCUGGUACUAUUAACAUGAAUGGUCAACGGCUUCUCCUACUGUUGUUAUCCUUUUUAUUAUUGUUGUUCCGACAGAUAUCAGCUACUGAUUUUGUCAUUAAUAGAUUCAAUUCAUCCAGUGUAUUGCUCUAUGGAAAUGCCACCAUCGAAUCCCAUAUUCUUACACUCACAAAAGAUUCGACCUUUUCCAUUGGUCGUGCUCUGUACCCCACGAAGAUUGCUGCCAAGAAACCCAAUUCAUCUUAUGUUCUUCCAUUUUCAACUUCUUUCAUCUUUGCUAUGGCGCCCAACAAGCUUUACAAUCCUGGACACGGAAUAGUUUUCUUGUUUGUUCCAAAAACAGGGAUCGAUGGGACUGCAGCUUCUCAGAAUUUGGGUUUGCUCAACUUGACGAAUUUGGGGAACCCAGAUGAUCAUCUCUUUGGGGUCGAGUUUGAUGUGUUCAAGAAUGAAGAAUUCAAGGAUAUUAGUGACAGCCAUGUUGGUAUCGAUAUCAAUUCACUUGUGUCGGAUUUUGCUCAUGAUGCAGGGUAUUGGCCUGAUGAUGGGCAGCCAUUCAAGACUGUGAAAAUGAAUAAUGGGAAGACUUAUCAAGUUUGGAUUGAUUAUGCUGAUUCUCGAAUCAAUGUGACCAUGGCACCAACUGGGAUGAAAAGGCCUAAGCAGCCUUUGUUGAAUGCAACUGUCAAUCUUUCUCAAGUUUUCCAGGAUGAAAUGUAUGUGGGUUUCACCUCAUCUACAGGUCAGUUAGUUCAAAGUCACAAGAUUUUAGCUUGGAGUUACAGCAAUACCAAUUUCUCUCUGAGUGAGGCGUUAAUCACAAAUGGCUUGCCAUCAUUUGAGCUUCCCAAAGAACCGAUCUUUAAGCAAAAAGGGUUCAUUGUAGGUGUUACAGUAGGAGUUGUCCUUGUAUUUAUUUUGACAUCUUUGAGUUCUUUUGUGCUUGUGAAAAUUUAUCUGAGAAGAAAGAGGGAAAGAGAGGAAAUGGAAGAGUGGGAGUUGGAGUAUUGGCCUCAUAGAAUGACUUACCAAGAAAUUGAGGCGGCAACAAAGGACUUUUCUGAAGAAAAUGUGAUUGGAAUUGGGGGGAAUGGAAAAGUGUAUAAAGGAACAUUGGUGGGUGGGGCAGAGGUUGCUGUGAAGAGAAUAUCUCACCAGAACAGUGAAGGGAUGAGAGAAUUUGUAUCAGAAGUUUCAAGCUUGGGAAGACUAAAGCACAGGAAUUUGGUAGGCUUGAGAGGCUGGUGUAAGAAAGAGAAGGGUAGCUUCAUUUUGGUUUAUGAUUACAUGGAAAAUGGGAGUUUGGAUGAAAGAAUUUUCCUUCGUGAUAACAGCAAAUUGUUGAGUUGCGAGGAAAGAAUCAGGAUUUUGAAAGAUGUGGCUUCAGCACUGUUUUAUUUACAUGAAGGAUGGGAAUCCAAAGUUCUUCACAGGGAUAUUAAGGCCAGCAAUGUCUUACUUGACAAAGACAUGAAUGCAAGAUUAGGCGAUUUCGGGUUGGCUAGAAUGCAUGAUCACAACCAAAUGGCUGCAACAACUCAUGUAGUUGGUACAAUCGGAUACAUGGCACCAGAGUUGAUUAAGAGUGGCAAGUCAUCAACUCAAACAGAUGUAUUUAGUUUUGGGAUACUGAUUUUGGAGGUGUUAUGUGGUAGGACACCAAUUGAUGAAGGAAAGCCACUUCUUGUGGAUUGGGUGUUGGAGCUUUUGAGACUAGAUGAGCUGAUCAAUGCACUAGAUGAACGAGUAAAGGCGAAUGGAGGAUUCAAUGAAGAAGAAGUAGAAAGGGUGCUGCAUUUAGGCUUGUUAUGUGCUCAUCCUGAUCCCAAUGUUAGGCCAACAAUGAGACAGGUUGUGAAGCUUUUGGAAGGAAAGAAUCCCGAGCUGGUUGAUGAGUCCGAAGACGAAGAUUCGGAAUUGUACCUUCUUGACAAGAUGAAAACAAGGAAUUUUAGGUGGCCCGAUAUGUCUUUCAGUAGCAGUUCACAAUCACAAUCACACCCCACGUUUGAUGAAAUUAGAGAAGGUUUGUCAUCUUCAAUGACAAUUUCUUGGUCUAAAUCUAUGGCUGUGGGUAGGUGAUUCAUGUGUAUAUAGUAAAAUCAUUGUCAAAAUCAUUAAUUUAAAUUUGUGGGAUGUUCUUAUUUAUUGUGAGAAGAUGAUGCAUCUGAAACCAGACUAAUUCCAAGGGGGGAGCCGGCGAUCUUGAAAACGGGUGUUCAUUGGAUGGAGUCAAACCAGGUUGGCGAAUCAGCUCAAACAUGUGUUUAAGAAUAGAAACAACACAGAAGCUUUGGUUAGCACUUAGGAAUUUGUAACAUUGUUUAUUGUUUCAUACAAUUCUUUCAUUUUCCUUGAAAAUGGUUCCUCAUGUGAGUUUUUGUAGGUUUUAAUUACUUGUGACACCCUAAAUUGUCUCAAUCAACCUUCUAUUUCUUGCCC